This is a messenger RNA of Zingiber officinale, 923 nucleotides long. RefSeq names its product RNA-binding protein Y14A-like. Gene Ontology annotation, molecular function: mRNA binding. The record is from RefSeq and is a predicted model, not a curated record. Bases 64 to 666 code for a protein of 200 amino acids. Gene Ontology annotation, cellular component: exon-exon junction complex; nucleus; cytoplasm. Lineage: Eukaryota; Viridiplantae; Streptophyta; Magnoliopsida; Zingiberales; Zingiberaceae. Gene Ontology annotation, biological process: RNA splicing. The transcript is spliced from 4 exons.
AGCUUAACAUUUCCUAAGCCAUACAGAGCGGGAGGACAGAGAGAGAGGGGGGAGGGGAAGACCAUGGCGGCUGCUGUAGGUGACGUUGAGGUGGUGGAUUUUGAGCCCGACGAGGACGAUCUCAUGGACGAGGAGGUUGGCAUCGCCGAGGCGGAUCCCUCGCCUGCCCCUAAGCUCCGAUCCACCAUCGCUGGCGUCGGCUCCUCCGGAUUAAUACCCAGGAAGACCAAAGGCCGGGGCUUCCGCGAGGAGGCGGGUCCGGAUCGCGGCAGCCAUCUGUCUGCCAGGGAUUUCGAUUCUCUCGAUUCAGAUGGAGGUCCGGGGCCACAGCGAUCUAUUGAGGGAUGGAUUGUGUUAGUAUCUGGAGUUCAUGAAGAAGCACAGGAAGAUGAUCUUCAUAAUGCCUUUCGUGAAUUUGGUCAAGUAAAAAAUUUGCAUUUAAAUCUUGACCGCCGCACUGGUUUUGUGAAGGGUUAUGCUCUAAUUGAAUAUGAGAACUAUGAGGAAGCACAGGCUGCAAUUACAACACUUAAUGGAACUGAGCUCCUUACACAGACAAUUUUUGUUGAUUGGGCCUUCAGCAAAGGUCCAGUUAUGCGGAGAAUCACUAGGAGAAGAUCCCCACGAGCUCAUCGUUCAAGGAGCCCCCCUAGGAGAAGAUACUGAAGCUACGUUGCUUGACCAGUGUGAUUUUGGAUGUUAUCCUCUUACCUUUGGAUCUCUAUUAGAUAAAAUUCAAUGGGAAAACACAGGACUGCAAUGGAAUCUUGAGAAGUUGAAGAGUGAUUGUGCUUGUAUUUCAUAUUAAUGCUUACCAUUGUCUGCCUUAGUUGAUGUUUGUGGCAUUGCUUAGUGAUUUUAAUGGCACCUUGGUUAUUUCAUAUUUUGCUAAGUCAUGAUAUAUCCGAGGUUAGUUUUGACAA